AGCUGAAUGACAACAUAUGGCCACUUUUAUGCAGAACAAACAACGCGUUUUCCGUGUAACAUAUAAGUCAUUCUUUGAAUUUAUCUUGCAAGUCUAAAAUAACUCUAGCAUGUAUCUUGUCUACGUCCUAUUUCUCCUUGUUGGUUUGGUUCAAGAGGCAAGAAAAAGUCUCUCCAGAAACUAUUGUAUACAUCAAACUGAAAGUAAAGUAAUGUUUAACGGGAUUUACCUCAUUCAAGGCUUCCGCAGCAUGAGUCAUUCUAGCUUGAGACAAGAUUUUUAUUUAUGCCAUCUUUGUCCCGAAGCACAAUGUCAUUGCUGAACGAUUUCCUUUGCAGCAAUUACAUUCAGCACAUAUAGCUUCCCUUCAUUAGUCGUAAGCCUCAGUGCUUAUUGUCAGCCUCAUGGACUACGCUUAUUUUUGUCCAACACACCUGAUAAAUGUCAAUAUGGAGCAAUUGUAUCUGAAUUAGCACUUUGUUGGAAAGCACAAUAAAGCAUUUUUUAUGUUCUUAU
This is a messenger RNA of Gilbertella persicaria, 516 nucleotides long. RefSeq lists its product as uncharacterized. The coding region runs from base 110 to 322 and encodes 70 amino acids. NCBI's taxonomy places the organism in Eukaryota, Fungi, Mucoromycota, Mucoromycetes, Mucorales, Choanephoraceae. The transcript has 2 exons. The record is from RefSeq and is a predicted model, not a curated record.